Molecule: messenger RNA, 1571 nt
Organism: Calliphora vicina (urban bluebottle blowfly)
Lineage: Eukaryota; Metazoa; Arthropoda; Insecta; Diptera; Calliphoridae
Product: E3 ubiquitin-protein ligase trul-1-like
Exons: 2
Coding region: 65-1477 (470 amino acids)
Source: RefSeq, a predicted model, not a curated record
UGGGAUUAGUUGUGUGGUUGCUGAAGUUCAGAAAAAAUUUUAACAAAGAAAAUAUCGCAUCAAAAUGCAGAUACUAAAUAUUGUGUGUCCAAUAUGUACAGAAGUUUUCAAAAAUGCCGAUGAUAUUUAUAGCACCAGUUGUGGACAUAUUUUUCACUUAUCCUGCAUGAGCGACUGGCAAAGGCGAGGAACAAGUUGCCCCCAGUGUCGUCAUUACAAUCCAACAACCCAUAAACUGUAUUUAAGUUUUGAUGAUGCAGAAGAAAGUUCGGAAAAACUACAAGAAAUUGAGUUGAAGCUGAAAAGUUCAAACGAAAAAAAUGCACAACUUCUUGAUCAAAUGAAUGAAACCGAAUUAAAUUUUUUGCACAUUCAGGAACAGUAUACAACAUGUGAACAGGCAAGAAGAGAUCUUGAGGAGAGAAUCAGACAAAUGUUUGAUAGUGAAGACAACUUUUUACAUCUUCAGGGACAGUACACGGAAUCGUCGGAACUAGUUAAAGAACUGCAAGAUCAGAUACAAGUAUUGUCAAUUGAAAAUGAAUGCAAAGCCAAAGAGCUGAGGUUAAAAUGUUUGGAAAUUGAAUCGUUGAAAGCUGGGUUGGAGCCCGGACAGAGGACAUUGACUGAUAGCAUUCUAAGUGAUAAAAUAAGGAUUUUAGAACAGAAAUUGAAACAUAUAUCAGCUGAGUUCGAAAAGGAAAUAAAAAAUAGUACUCAACUAUCGAUAGAAAAAAUGAAGUUGCAAAGUUACGUUGACCACUUAAAAUCUGUGGAGAAUACAAAAGAAAACGUUCAAAAACAAACUUGUAAAGAAAAUUUGGUGAAAAAUCGCCCGAAUCAGAAAAAUGCAAAUGUAAUGAAGAAACUGAAUACAAAUAAAACUUCAAAUCAAGUAAAUAAUGAUACAGCCAAUUGUGUCUUUAUAAAAGCCCUUCCUUUAGAUCAACUUACAAUACCUGUUGAAAAUGUUAUUAUCAGCCUGGCAUCAAAAAUGUCUGUCUCCAUAUCUCCGGAGGAUCUGGUUAAAGUAAAUGUUGUUAAUAAUAGCCAAGAACAAAAAUCAUCGAAUGUCCAAUUGUUGGUUGAAUUUAAAAGUAAUCAUUUAAAAUCUAAAUUUCUUUCAAAUAAACAAGUUUUGAAAAAUUAUCCAUCUACCAAUUCUAUUACAAUUGGAAAUUAUGUCAGCGAUGAACUCCAUUCACUGCUUAUGUAUGCUAAGAUAAAGCUUAGAAAUAAUGGAUUCAAUCAUAUUUUUUAUAAAAACAAUCAUGUUAUGGCAAAGAAACAUCAUAGUGAUCCUAGGUGUAUACGCAUAAUUAAUAAAGCCCAUGUGGACAGUUUACAAAAUAAUAAAAAUGUAGAAUCGGAAACAACUCCUCCAGCCAAACAAAAUAAUAAAAAUGUGGAAUCGGAAACAACUCCUCCAGCCAAACCUAAUGAAUGUAAUAUUGAUGAAAAUUACUAUCAACUAUAAGUGCCAAUUGUUUUUCUUUAAUAUGUAUGUUCAUUACUUUUUAUAUUCUAUAUUACUACUAAUAAAAAAUAAUAUAUAUUAUAACUUCUAAAAA